Messenger RNA from Delphinapterus leucas (beluga whale), 2228 nucleotides. NCBI's taxonomy places the organism in Eukaryota, Metazoa, Chordata, Mammalia, Artiodactyla, Monodontidae. The record is from RefSeq and is a predicted model, not a curated record.
CUACCAGUUUCCAGCUUUUUGCCUUUGGGCAAAUUACUUAACCUUGCUGUUUCCUGAAUAGUACAAUCGGGGUAUUAAUAAGAGUUCCUACCUCAUAGAGCUGUUGUAAUAGUAGAAUGAGUCAGGGUACAUGAAGCGCUUAGAAUCAUGCCUGGCUCAUGCAUCUUUAUUGAGAUAAAGCAGGAAGAAGUGGCUUUCUUUCCCUUUAACCUCAUACUGUGGGGUAGGGUACGCACAGCUCUGGUAGGAAUGGCUCAAAACAGGCUCAUGAUUCCACUCCCUCCUCCCACCAUCUCAUACAGAGAUGCAUGGACAUCGCUGGGAAAGAUCCUGGGUGUUCUUUGUGCAUAGUGAUCCAUGGAUGAUGCUUGGCCCUGACGUGACCCGAGGCUCACCUGCUAGACCUGUCCCUUGCUGGCUGCGGGACCUUCAACAGCUUCCUCCCCUCUCAGAGCUUGAAACAGAGGUUUAUUUUCUUGAAAAGGCUCCAGGCUUCGGCUUGGAAAAUCCAACCGCCAAAAUUGAGCCCAGCAGCUGGAGCGGCAGUGAGAGCCCUGCCGAAAACAUGGAAAGGAUGAGUGACUCUGCAGAUAAGCCCAUUGACAAUGAUGCAGAAGGGGUCUGGAGCCCCGACAUUGAGCAGAGCUUUCAGGAAGCCUUGGCUAUCUAUCCACCAUGUGGGAGGAGGAAAAUCAUCUUAUCAGAUGAAGGCAAGAUGUAUGGUAGGAAUGAAUUGAUAGCCAGAUACAUCAAACUCAGGACAGGGAAGACGAGGACCAGAAAGCAGGUGUCUAGUCAUAUACAGGUCUUAGCAAGAAAGAAAGUUCGAGAAAUUCAAGCCGCCAUUAAGGUGUCUAGUCACAUUCAGGUUCUUGCCAGAAGGAAAUCUCGUGAUUUUCAUUCCAAGCUAAAGGUAACAAGCAUGGAUCAGACUGCAAAGGAUAAGGCCCUGCAGCACAUGGCCGCCAUGUCGUCAGCCCAGAUCGUAUCAGCCACUGCCAUUCACAACAAGCUGGGGCUGCCAGGGAUUCCACGCCCCACCUUCCCAGGGGCGCCGGGGUUCUGGCCGGGAAUGAUACAAACAGGACAGCCUGGAUCCUCACAAGACGUCAAGCCCUUUGUGCAACAGGCCUACCCUAUCCAGCCAGCGGUCACAGCCCCCAUUCCAGGGUUUGAGCCUGCGUCAGCCCCAGCUCCCUCGGUCCCGGCCUGGCAGGGCCGCUCCAUUGGCACAACAAAACUCCGCCUGGUGGAGUUCUCAGCUUUCCUCGAACAGCAGCGAGACCCAGACUCGUACAACAAACACCUCUUCGUGCACAUUGGGCAUGCCAACCAUUCUUACAGUGACCCAUUGCUCGAAUCAGUGGACAUUCGUCAGAUUUAUGACAAAUUUCCUGAAAAGAAAGGCGGCUUAAAGGAACUGUUUGGAAAGGGCCCUCAAAAUGCCUUCUUCCUCGUAAAAUUCUGGGCGGAUUUAAACUGCAGUAUUCAAGAUGAUGCCGGGGCUUUUUACGGCGUGACCAGUCAGUAUGAGAGUUCUGAGAAUAUGACAGUCACCUGUUCCACCAAAGUUUGCUCCUUUGGGAAGCAAGUAGUAGAAAAAGUAGAGACGGAAUAUGCAAGGUUUGAGAAUGGCCGAUUUGUAUACCGAAUAAACCGCUCCCCGAUGUGUGAAUAUAUGAUCAAUUUCAUCCACAAGCUCAAACACUUACCAGAGAAAUAUAUGAUGAACAGUGUUUUGGAAAACUUCACAAUUUUAUUGGUGGUAACAAACAGGGAUACACAAGAAACUCUCCUGUGCAUGGCCUGUGUAUUUGAAGUCUCAAAUAGUGAACAUGGAGCACAGCAUCAUAUUUACAGGCUUGUAAAGGACUAACCGUGGUUAUUUAUAUAUAUAGAUAUCUGUAUAUACACACACACAUAUGUGCACACACACACACACUCUCUCCAUGAUCGAACGACUGACUGUAAACCUCACCACACAGGGGUGCUGCCCUGGCCCUGAGGUCACCCCAACUUUUCUAAAUCCUGUUUGAGUGAAGUCAUUUUUUCAUGUGUUCAUACUCAUUGUAGCUGUGAAGUUCUGGUACAGUUGUAAAAAGAGAAAUCGAGUUGUUUCUGUGUGUUAUUCAGAUCCACAGCCCACAAUUCCUCAGAAAGGUGAACCUUAAGAACCCAAGUCUCUGUCUGCAGAGACCUGUUUCUCGUUGUGGUAGAAAAAAAAAUAA